Messenger RNA from Adineta ricciae, 1887 nucleotides. Lineage: Eukaryota; Metazoa; Rotifera; Eurotatoria; Adinetida; Adinetidae. The record is from the annotation of a GenBank genome assembly.
AUGCCAUCAACCGGCCCUCGUUCGUUAAAACAACCAUCAGUGGUCCGAUGUCGUCGCCAUCGUUCACGACGGCAUCGGCCAUUGAAGUACCAGAGUAAGAGAUCAGUGCUGCAACCGAUUCAUAUCGUCCGUGGCAAGUUCAAUUCAUCAACUGAAAUCAUUCCUAUAGCUGACGAGAAGACUACAAAUACUUCACAAUACAAUUCUAUUCACCAGGAAAUAUCAAGAAGUACACAAUUAAGUUCAUUUCAACCUAAAACAUCGUCAAUUGAUAGUUACCCUUCAUGGUUACAUGCAAGGAGGAUAACUGAUCGAAAGAUUCAUGUCAGUCCAUUAAAUUUCGAUAGUGAUCUGCACUCACAUGUAUCAUCCUGUAACGGUAGUUAUGGUGAAAUCUUAACUCACAAAAGAAAUCGAAAGAAACAAAAGCAAGCCGUAUACACCUGCUGCAUCUGCACUCCUCUAUGCACAUUUCUGUGUACUCUCGCUACAUUUAUACUAGCUACUCUGCUCGCCAUCAUUCUUGUUAUUCUACUAACAAUGAAUAAACCUUCAACGACAAUAAUCACAACAACGGUACAGGUGUCCGUUUCUAGUUCUACAAGCACCACAACUAUCAGUUCGACAACAUCUACUACAGCAACAAUAUGUAAUUCAUCGUGUGUUAAUCAAACAUGGCUUUCGUCAUCCAAUCUUCUUGCUAAGUGGACUUUCAAUGGAACAUUUCUCGACGAAACAGCUAUCUAUUCCGCUACGCCUGUCAAUAGCCCAUCAUUUAUUUCCAGUGGUUACGUAUACCAGUCUCUAUCAUUGUCGGCAGCGUCAAGUCAAUAUAUCUAUUCUCCAUACAUUCCAUUGCUUAAUAGUAGUUUUACAAUCGAAGUUUGGCUUUACCCAACCGGAUACCCGAAUUCAAUUGAUCAUAGCAUUCUAGGUUUAUGCACAUAUCCAGGAAAUGAUUAUUGUCUCCAUAUAACAAUUCGAGAGAUCCCAUUGAGUACCUGGACCCAUACUGCAUUUGUUUUUGAUAUUAAUACACUUAAAAUGUCAAUCUACUUCGACGGUUAUCUUAUUGGAACUGAAAUAUCGGCAAUACCACUUCAAGGUACUCCCAAUCCUGUUACAAUAGGCUAUAUUCCUGGCAUCGUUGCAGCGUAUGGGAAUAACUAUUUUCAGGGCUAUAUGGAUCAAUUAACAAUUGUCUCUCGAGUCAAGUUAGAAUGCGAAAUACUUGAUGAUGCUUCAUUAGUAACAUAUUAUACUUUCGAUAAUAGUCCUGUAUAUGAUGAUUCUGGGCCGAACUCACUAACAAGUACUUAUUUGGCUACUUCCUUUGUUCUGGCCGGACAUUCCGGUAAAGCUAUCAGUUUUAACGAUUCAACGGCUUACUUACAGAUCAGUGGUUUGACAGCGCUUGGCACAAAUAACAAAGCGUUCUCCAUUUCCUUAUGGAUACGACCCUAUGCAUUGUCAGGAACACUCGUUUUUGUUUCAAGUAGUCCAUCGGGCACCGGUUGGUGUAUAUCUAUGCUAGGUUUUGCUGUAAACGGUUCGAUAGUUGCACAAAUCUUAAGUAGUUCUGCAGAAUCUGUCUUUGGUCCUGCAGUACCAGUCUCUUCAACAUGGCAUCAUAUUGUACAGACAUGGAGUUCAACCAAUGGACUUCAACUAUAUGUCGAUAAUGUUUUAGUAGCCUCUCGGCCUUCUGUCAUCACGUAUUCCGCGAGUUCAGCUUCAAACUAUGUCCGGCUAGCUAAUCGGCCAAACAAUGCAUGUCUUUACGGUGGUAUCGGUCUUCAAAAUGCAUAUUCUGGUGAAAUCGAUGAUUUCAAGAUCUACAGUCGAGAGCUUAGUAAAGACGAUGUUUGUGCACUUUAUAGGAGUUAA